Vicia faba (fava bean) is the source of this 783-nucleotide messenger RNA. NCBI's taxonomy places the organism in Eukaryota, Viridiplantae, Streptophyta, Magnoliopsida, Fabales, Fabaceae. The record is from the annotation of a GenBank genome assembly.
AUGGCAAUAGAAUUAUGCUCUGAAUUAUCCAUCACUCCAGGAAUCAGCCCUAGAAUCUCAUUCUCACACGAUCUAAAAUCCUCAACCGGUUCAAUCCCGGUCGAAGCUCCCCACAUUCAAUCCGAUUUACGUCUCCUAGACUCCACCGCCUCCGAUUUCGUAUUCACCAUCACCAAUACAUUAUCUCAACAACUCUCUUCAGCAGAUGAACUCUUUUCAGACGGAAAGAUCAUUCCAUUGGAGAUAAAAAACAUUAUCUCCAAUGAAAAAAUCCUUCUAACUAAAAAAAGUUCAUCACCUGAUAAAUUCUUUCAGCCUCUUCUAAAAACUCAUCAGAAGAGGCUGAAAGAAUUCUUAUCAGAUGAAACAGACACCGAAGAAGAAAAAUCAACCUCAACAUCCAAACAUUUCUGGCAAUUCAAAAGAAGUAGUAGCUUAAACAUUGAUACAUCUCGACGGAGUAGCUUGAUUCGAUCAUUACAAUUCCUAUCGAGGAGCAAUUCAACGGGUUCAGCGCCGAAUCCAAAAACACAGAAGCAGAAUUUGCAGAAACAAUCCUCUGUUUCAAGUAGUAGAAGAUCUUCGUCUUCAUCUUCAACUUCAAGUACAUACUAUUUCUAUAGUUCUUCCAGUAAACAUUCAUUGAAGAAAUCUUCUAGUAAUGGUGUUAGAAUUAGUCCUGUUUUGAAUCUACCGCAAAGUUAUAUUCCUAAAGCUACUGGAAGUUUUUUUGGAUUUGGUUCAUUGUUUUGUAAAGGAAAAAGUAAGAGAAAUAAAAAAUAG